AAAUCAGUCGCAGCACUCCAUUUUGUUUGUUGACAGUUGGAUUAAACAAUGGAAUGGUUAUACAGUUUGGAAACAUGAUUAAGAAAACGUCACGAAUACCCCCACUGUCAUUCAACGGGUAUGGAAACUAUUGUGGUAUGUUUGGCAGUGGAAGAGAAAUGGACAACAUAGACAGAUGUUGCAGCGCCCACGACAAAUGUCUUUCAACAACGAACAGAUUUCAUUGUCUUCCGUUCUUUUACUUCUCUUAUUAUAUAUUGCCAUACAGUUGGUACAUGCAAGACGGUCACAUCCAGUGCGCUCCAACUAAUACACGAUGUGCACAAGGGCUAUGCGACUGUGACAGACUCUGUGCUGAAUGUUUUGCCAAGUACGACAAUGAAUAUAAUCCAGCUCUGAAAAGACGAUUAAAUAUAAUGGGAUGACAAUAAAAGAUCUUAACUACAGUUUUCUUCCUCUUGUUUUUAACAACGUUAUACUGUAAUAUAUAAGGGAUAAUGUCAUUGCGAGAAAUUAAUCUGAAUAUCAUCUUAUAUUAAACUUUGUAGACUGCUUAAUGUUUCAUGGUUAUUCAGCA
Ruditapes philippinarum (Manila clam) is the source of this 577-nucleotide messenger RNA. RefSeq names its product phospholipase A2-like. Gene Ontology annotation, molecular function: A2-type glycerophospholipase activity; calcium ion binding. The annotation marks the transcript as partial. The record is from RefSeq and is a predicted model, not a curated record. Gene Ontology annotation, biological process: arachidonate secretion; phospholipid metabolic process; lipid catabolic process. The transcript has 4 exons. Lineage: Eukaryota; Metazoa; Mollusca; Bivalvia; Venerida; Veneridae.